GUAUCCGGACGGGAUUAAACAGAACACCGGAAGCGAUGGGUCAUUGAGAUUGGACAGACCAAAGAUCUUAGAGCUUUGGGACAGACUGUGUUGAUCAAGGCUUAGUGUGGCAUUCCUGGCCCUCGUAGUCAUUAACAAAGAUACUAGAGCAAGAGUAGUGAUAUUUGGUCAUUAAUUCUGGAGCUUCAAGCAAUCCUGGAGAAAAUACACAUUGUUCUUGUUUCUCAAGACUCCACCAAAAGUCCACCAAAAGUCAGACUACACCAAAAGUUGUGAAAGGACAGAUCAAAGAUCCCACAUGUUCACCUGUGACAUUUGUGGACAAAGUGGCCUAUCAGAACCAGACAUGAGGACACACAUUUUUUAUGUACAUGAAGAAAAUGAAAAUAGUUGUCCAAUUUGCACUUUGUCUGGAAUCAGCUACGAUGAAUUGAUGUUCCAUAUAGAGACUACACACGGUGAGGUGGAAGCACUAGAUGAUGGAAAGAUGAUCUCUUCUAUUGACAAAGAAAAGGAUCCUGAUUCUGAUUCUUUACUUCGAUGUAAUGAGUCUCCAGAACGGAGAGAGUUUGAGGUGAAUAAGAGUGAAGUAGGAAAUCCAGAAGAGUUUCACAAGUCUUAUUCUGCAUCACCUUCUGACGAUGAGAGACUCUUUAAACAACACGAUAGGAUGCAUGAAUCUAGAAGAUUAAUACCAUCUGAAAAUGUCAAUGGGGAAUUUUCAGGAGCAGUUUGGGUUCAACCUGUACCAAAACCAUCUGAUAAGAACAAUGAAGAAUCAAAAGACGGCAACCAUUGUGGCAAUUCUGAAGAAUCUGUAAACUUUGGUGCCCCUGAAUGUCCUUUUUGUGGCCUAAUAGGAAACUCGGGAGGAGAUCUAAAUGAACAUGUUAAAAUCAAGCAUAUAGCAAUGUUGGAAACCCCUCAAAAAGGAUAUGCAAAGCAGAGACUGUAUGUGUGUCCCAUGUGCAAACUGGUAUUUGAAAACUGGCAUAUACUGCAGGAACAUGUUGAGCUACACUUAACUGAGAGCAGAGCUGAAGAAUGUGUGUUGGCUGAUCAUCAGUUUGCCCAACAACUACAGGAAAAGGAGAAUAGACAAAGCAGGUCACAUGAAACACAGACAGAGCAGGAGGAGUUUCAAAAACUUCAGAAACAGUAUGGAUUAAAUAAUUGCGGAGGAUAUAAAAAUCAGGCACUGCAAAAUAUGGAUAGAGCCGUUUGCCGAGGUCAAAUGAAUCCUGCGGAGUACCAUCGAAGAAAAGCAGAAGUCAUGGAAUCAUUAGCAAAGGGAGAAGAUGAUGGCAGAACUAAGACAUUGGGUCUAAUGAGGGCACUAAAUGAGUAUUAUCAGAGAAGUGGCACAGAUAUGAAGCAUGUAUAUUUGUGUGCAGAAACAGAUCACUAUCAUGCCUCUGUAGGGGACAACGGCUGGGGAUGUGGAUACCGAAACUUUCAAAUGCUUCUGUCCUCACUGAUGAAGAUGGAACAGUAUAAGGAUGUUUUACAAGAUCUUGUAAUACCUUGCAUUCCGAAAAUCCAGAUCAUGAUCGAGGAAGCAUGGAAGACUGGCUUUGAUCCUCAAGGUGCUGCCUCUUUUGAAAACAAAUUAAAGGGCACUCGCGCUUGGAUUGGGGCAACGGAAAUCUAUUGUUUAUUGACCUUUCUAAGAAUAAAAUGUCAAAUUGUUGAUUUUCACCAGCCCACUGGACCAUCCGGCACACAUCCUCGUUUGUUUGAGCGUAUAAGACAAUAUUAUUCCUUGGGCAGUAAUGCUGCGUUACGAUUACAACCCAAGGUAAUUUGGACAAACAAACCACCAAUCUAUCUUCAGCACCAAGGUCACAGUCGGACUGUUGUUGGCGUUGAGGAAAGGAAUAACGGAACACUUUGCCUUUUAAUUUUUGAUCCUGGCAAUCAAGAAAUGCAGAAACUUUUACGCAGUGAUAUAACGGGAAUGAAUCUUAAAAUGAUUCGUCGAUUUAUUGGAAGUAUGAAGCAUAGGCAAUAUCAAAUCGUGGCAAUUAAUGGUAUUCUAUCGGCAGAAGAGAAAAAUGCUCGUAAGUAUGCAUCUUCAAUAUUGACAGCAGAAAAUGUGCCAUAGUGGAACUCUCUGCACCUGAAUUCAAGAUGAAGGAUAUACAGUAUUUCAGGUCGAAGUUGAUUACAUAUCCUUUUAGUGAAUUAUGUCCAUGAAUCUUUCUUUUAUCUCUGAACUGCAUAAUGAUGCUUUAAAUGAGAAAUAACAUACUUAUUAAUUUUUUUAUUUCGUUUAGCUUUGGGAAUGCUAGAUGGGGAAAAUGGGUUACAACUGCCUUUAACUGGUAUCUCAUAUGUUGAUGAACAUGUAUGGACAUUAAUAAUAAUUUCAAGUGUGGUUCCACAUUCUACCUAUUUAUUGUUGUGGUCCUGGUCUUGGUCCUGCCUUGUUCCCAAAUAGAAAUGCAAACAGUGUUCCCGUGUGUAGAUACAAGUAACAAAUUAGGCGAGAGAAUAUUGUGUUUCAAAUAAAUGAGUAAAUGGCCAAAAUCCCUAUUUCCCGGAUGGCUUUGAUGCAUGAUUUUCUCUCUCCUUCCCCCCCACACCCCCAUUUUCCAGUGCAGAUUAUUGCUAAUAAACACAUUUGAAAGUAAUAUUUCAAAAGUUGAAUGUUGAUCUUUAUUAUUGGUUGCACCUGUAUAAAUAAACAUUUUGGAUU
Leucoraja erinaceus (little skate) is the source of this 2698-nucleotide messenger RNA. RefSeq names its product zinc finger containing ubiquitin peptidase 1 (gene zup1). The record is from RefSeq and is a predicted model, not a curated record. The transcript is spliced from 11 exons. NCBI's taxonomy places the organism in Eukaryota, Metazoa, Chordata, Chondrichthyes, Rajiformes, Rajidae. Bases 299 to 2104 code for a protein of 601 amino acids.